UACUGUGCCUCCUGGCCCUGCAGAGGAAUCAGUUUUUUUCCCAUUAGUUCUUAUCUCUCUAGUUCCUGUCAACCAUCAAUGUAUAAUAGACAUCAGAACUGUUUGUCCAGUCGUUUCCACCCGCAGAACCACUUCUCUUAUGGCUGUCAACCACAGAACUUCAUCUCCUGUGGGUAUCGACCACUGAAUUUUAUGUCCAGUGCCUGCCCUCCUUUGAGAUAUCUCUCCUAUGACUGUCAACCUCUCAGUUAUGUGUUCAGCAGCUUCAGGCCCCUGGACUAUGUGUCUAGUAGGUUUCAACCUGUUCUCUACAUAUACAAAAGUUUCCAACCAGCUUGCUCCUUUGGGACUUGGCAAACUCCAUUUAUUAGAAGAUCAUGCUGAAUUGUCAUUCUAGCAUCUUGCUAGAGAGCUUUGUAAAAAAUAUAAU
This is a messenger RNA of Leptonychotes weddellii (Weddell seal), 430 nucleotides long. RefSeq lists its product as uncharacterized. Gene Ontology annotation, molecular function: structural molecule activity. The record is from RefSeq and is a predicted model, not a curated record. NCBI's taxonomy places the organism in Eukaryota, Metazoa, Chordata, Mammalia, Carnivora, Phocidae. Gene Ontology annotation, cellular component: keratin filament.